Messenger RNA from Maudiozyma barnettii, 1881 nucleotides. RefSeq lists its product as uncharacterized. Gene Ontology annotation, biological process: regulation of lipid storage. Lineage: Eukaryota; Fungi; Ascomycota; Saccharomycetes; Saccharomycetales; Saccharomycetaceae. The transcript has a single exon. The record is from RefSeq and is a predicted model, not a curated record. The coding region runs from base 1 to 1881 and encodes 626 amino acids. Gene Ontology annotation, cellular component: endoplasmic reticulum.
AUGGCAGACCCAGGCGAGGAACCAGCCCAACUAUCUUCCAACAUUCAGAAUGAACAUUCAACACAACAAGCAUCCCAUGUUCGACAAGAACCACCUAUACAGCAAUCUGAUUCCUCGGAUAGCGAUGUCGAAAAUAUUCAACAAUCGCAUAGAAAUAUUGGAGGUACAUCAGGAGAACGUGAUCCUUUAUUGGCCAAGAAAAAGAAGAAGACAAAGGGAAGAAACAGGUUAUUACAUCCUGAAGAUUAUGAAACCAUCGAAAAUGCACCUCCUGAAGAUGACGAAUAUUUAGAUGCAGAAUUUUAUGCUAACAAUGGUAGAUUUCGGGUACAUAAGAAUUACAUCGUAUUUUUAAGUAAUUGGAAGGCCAUAUUAAACGUAGUUUUGCUAGUCAAUACGCUACUGUUGGUUAUAAUGUUUGUCUCCGAAUUUUUUGUCGAAAUUUUGCCUACAUCCAGGCUUGCUAAUUUUAACGAUUUUAUUUUGAUAUUGAUAUCAUUAAUUGGGAAUUGUUUUAAUCUUUGGUUUAACAAAAUUGGUCUGUUUUCACCUUUUGAUCUACAUCUAAAUGUUGCAUUGACCAUUUUACCAUUAUUAAACCUAUUAAUUAUUUUUAUCGUAAAGUAUACAAGAGAAAGAAUUAAUAUUAUUUCAAUUGUAAUUCAUUUAUGGACUUCGUUGACAUUUUCUCUAGGUAUUUUCCAAGCUUACAAUUUAAGAAGGUACAUUAGAAAUUUGUCUCCACCCACAGCUCAGAACAAACAUACAAUGACAGAAUGGAUAGAAAUAGCAUUCCGGAAUAUAGUAAAGUUUAUCUCUCUAAUUUUACUUUUAUUGUUGCUGUUUACUACUUUUUUGCAUUCGAUUGAUCUGAGUAAUGCUUUGAGAAAUGUAGGCAAAGAUGAAAGUAUGUUCGUCUGGACCGGCCAAACACAUUCCAAGAAGCUACAUAUUACAUGUCAUGGCCUAGAUUUCAACUCCUCUUCAGUUUCUGAUAGUUUAUCCCACCAACCUAUUGUCUUAUACGAGCAUGGUGGUGAAGACACUUCUUACACAUCUGGUACAUGGAUAGAGGAAUUGUAUAAUCUCGGAAAGAUAGAACGUUAUUGUGUUUAUGACAGAUUUGGGUUUGGAUUAAGUGACUCUGUUAGUGCUCCUGCAUCUUUGAAGAAAUCUGCAGAAGCUUUAAGAUUCGCAUUAGUAGAAGAAUUACAAUUAAAAGAUAAGUUUUUGGUGGUUGGUUACGACUAUGGAGCUUUGAACGCAAGGGUAUUUGCUGCUAAUAAUAGGGAUAUUUGCUCUGGUUUAAUGUUAGUUGAAGGAUGGAAUGAAGAACUUUUAUUAAAACAUUAUCUGAGGAGAAUAUUCCCUGGUGAUGGUGAUGAUCAGGAUCCUAGAAACCCAGACACUGGUAGUAAUAAAGGAGAUCGUAUCGAUUAUAGGGUUCCUGAAAAGGAAAUUGGAAAGAGAUAUACUAUUCAAACUUGGUUAUAUGGAAUUUGGUCCGCAUUUGGACUGAAUCUUCAUACAUCGUGGUUUGUAUCACAUCAUGGAUCUAUGAGUAGAAUAUUUGGAAGCGAUAUGGUAGAAGAAGGGGGAUUUAUUAGGAACAAAGUGCUUGAAUCCUUAUCUAGUUCCUUAAUAAGUUAUAAUGACAUUUUAGCUUCUAACCUGAAACUUCAAGAUAUAAAAUUGAGUAUUGUCAGUUCCAAACAAUUUAUUAAAAUAUCACCUAUAUGGGGUAACUGGCAACGCCAGCUAACAAAGCUCUCCAAAAAGACAGUAGAAUGGCGGAUUAUUGAAGGUACUCAUCAAUUUUUCAAAAAUGGAAACGGUGUUGAGCAGGCUCAGGAUGUAUUGUUAAGAUUGAUCAAUGAAUAA